Messenger RNA from Scomber japonicus (chub mackerel), 1166 nucleotides. It is a transcript of the gene ephx4, whose product is annotated as epoxide hydrolase 4. NCBI's taxonomy places the organism in Eukaryota, Metazoa, Chordata, Actinopteri, Scombriformes, Scombridae. Gene Ontology annotation, molecular function: hydrolase activity. The record is from RefSeq and is a predicted model, not a curated record. The transcript has 7 exons. The coding region runs from base 57 to 1166 and encodes 369 amino acids.
CAGAAGGAAAUCAAUAGGUAACCUGAUCCGGAUUGAUUUCCUGUGGCAAUGUAAAGAUGGCGAGAGUGCUCCACAACUUGCUCUUAUUUCUAAUCAGACUUGCGCAGAAAAUCAGACUUUUAGGGUAUUGGUCAUUGAUAUACGGUUAUUGUGCUCUUUGCACCAUCGUAGCCCUGCUCAAACUUUGGUGGAACAUCAUCUUGAGGCCGACAACAACCUUCCAAUGGGUGAUUCGUGAAACUCCCCCGGCUUGCCUGAAUGACACGUCCUUGGGAACCCACUGUUAUGUUAGGAUCAAGGAAUCCGGCCUUAGGUUCCACUAUGUUGCUGCGGGAGAGCGAGGAAAGCCACUCAUGCUGUUUCUGCACGGCUUCCCCGAGUUCUGGUUCUCCUGGCGGUACCAACUACGGGAGUUUAAGAGUGAAUUCCGCGUGGUGGCCAUCGACAUGCGGGGGUACGGGGAGUCCGACCUGCCGCUCUCCGCCGAAAGCUACCGCUUCGAGUACCUUGUUACCGACAUCAAGGAUAUCGUGGAGUAUCUAGGAUACAACAGAUGUUGCCUCGUCGGCCAUGACUGGGGUGGGACCAUCGCGUGGCUGUUUGCCAUUCACUACCCAGAGAUGGUGACAAAACUCAUUGUCCUCAACUGUCCCCAUCCAUCUGUGUACGCAGAUUACGCCCUGCGUCACCCGAGCCAGCUCCUGAAAUCCAGUCAUUUCUUUUUCUUCCAACUGCCCCGCUUCCCAGAGCUCAUGCUCUCCAUCAAUGAUUUCAAGGCUCUGAAGGCCUUGUUCACCAGCCGCAGCACUGGGAUCGGGAGGAAAGGCCGGUGGCUCACUGCGGAGGACUUGGAGGCAUAUCUGUAUGCGCUGUCACAGCCGGGAGCUCUGACCGGAGCCCUCAACUAUUACAGGAAUGUCUUCAGCUCCCUCCCUCUGCACCAUAAUCACGUCAGGUCCCCGGUUCUGCUGCUGUGGGGCGAGCGAGACGCCUUCUUGGAGCAGGAGAUGGCCGAGGCGUGCCGACUCUACAUCAGAAACCAUUUCCGACUCAACAUCAUAUCUGGGGCCAGUCACUGGCUGCAGCAGGACCAGCCCGAUAUCGUGAACACCCUCAUAUGGACCUUCCUCAAGGAGGGAGAGGGACGCAAAAGCUACAGGAACUAA